This is a messenger RNA of Archocentrus centrarchus (flier cichlid), 2300 nucleotides long. It is a transcript of the gene haus5, whose product is annotated as HAUS augmin-like complex, subunit 5. The coding region runs from base 168 to 2141 and encodes 657 amino acids. Gene Ontology annotation, biological process: spindle assembly; centrosome cycle. Lineage: Eukaryota; Metazoa; Chordata; Actinopteri; Cichliformes; Cichlidae. The record is from RefSeq and is a predicted model, not a curated record. Gene Ontology annotation, cellular component: centrosome; HAUS complex. The transcript is spliced from 20 exons.
UGACAGGCGGGAACAUGAAAGUUUGAACAGGUUUUAGGUUACAAAAAAAAAAAAAAAAUAUAUAUAUAUAUUGCUGUGUUACCACCAUAACUUAUUUGUAUUAAAUUAAAGACAUCUUUCGUAGGAGCACACUUUAGCCAGCUCGCUACCAGCUGUUAUUUGUCAGGAUGGCGGACAGAAAUCUUGUUCAGGAGUUGAAACGCUGGGCGACAGAGGAGUUUGGGCUGUCCCCGGACAGGCUGCCUAAUGACAACUAUUUUAAAACGCUUUGUGUUGGGACGGGGAAGCCCAUAUGGAAAUAUGUUAUCCAGCAUGUUUUUCAGCAAAGGAAUGUGAGGAUCAUGCGCGGCAAUCUUCAGUGGUAUAAACUACUUCAAGACAAGGAGGCUGAGGGCCAGAGUGAGGCUGCAAAGCGUAAAGAGCUCCAGAGGAAGAUAGAGCAGCUGAAAGCUGAGAUCAGUCACUUGGACUCUCAGAUCAGUAUAACAGAGGAGCAGAUGGCCACACAAGAGCAGUCAAUCAGUCGAACCUGGGCCCACAUGGAGGACAACCAACGCAGAGAGCUGCUUCUUCAGGCCUUCAGGCAGCGCUGCAUUUUGAGCCGCAAGGUGCUCUCUGAUGACGUGCAAAGGAUCAGUGUGAACUGCCAGGACCUGGAACACAUGGCUAGAAAAGCAGAAAUUGAAGUGCUGUUUGAUGAUAAACCUUCCAGCAGCAGAGAUGAUGACAACCUCAACACCAAAGUAGCAACAGAAGCACAAGUUCUGCGUGAAGUGAGACAGCUGUGUGACGACAGGGUCCACUUCUAUCAGUCUUUACAAGCAAGUGAAUUGAAAACACAGCGCUCUGCAGCAACACAUAUGAGCCGUGACCAGAGGACUGCUGUAUUUCAGUACUGGCUGAGUGCUGUUGAGAACAUGUUGGGAGGUUACCCUCCAAACCAUGUCCUAUCAGCCCUGCAAUAUUUAGCUUCAAGAGAGCAGAAGGUAUUGGAGGAGAAACUAGCUUCUCUGGAUGUGACAUGGGAUGUAACAGCUCUACAGUUCCGCUAUGAAAGCGAUCACCUUCUGGAUAUGUCAGCAGAGGAGGAAAAUGAGUUACCACCAGUUAAGAGCCUCUUAGAGGCUGCUUGGGAAGAGGUGGAGCAGAGCUUAGUGGAACUGGCACAGACUCGCUCCAGAGUCCAGCAGCUCAAAAACCAGUUGCAGACCCGUAAGAAGGAGGCUGAGCUUGAGGUGUCUGGUAUUGGAGUUGAACUCCAGGAUGAAUCUUUGGCACUAUCAGCUUUCGAGGUGGAACUGCAGUGUGUGAUGCAGGCAGCUGCCAGGGAUUAUAUCAGAGACCGCUGCAUCCAACUUGACCAACAUGCUCGAAGUCGACAGGAGGUGCUAAGAAGUCUUCGCAGCCAGUGGCAGAGCAUUCUGGACUUCAGACAACUAGUGUUUCUCAGACAAGAGCAGAUCAGAGGUCUGAUUAAGGGGAACUCAACGGCUAAGACACAGCUGAUUAAUCUUCACAGAGAGUUAGAGGAAUUCAUCCAGGCAAAACUAGUGCCACAAUUUGAAGAUGUCACCACCGCAGCCAACAGUCUAAGGAACUCUAUUUCUAAGGAGGCCAAACAGAUGGGAACAGUUUCACUUCUUUCGCUGGACCGCAGGACUAUUGAAGGUAUGCAAAGAAUUCCUGCAUCAUGGUUGUCCAUCCAUCGCUUGCAGUCUCCAAGCUUCAGCAGCUUGUGUCAAAGCCUGUCAUUUCCUCUGUACAAGGCUCCAGAGGAGUUGUGUUCCCGAUCGCGCUCACAACAGCUCGAGUUGCGUUUUCUCAGUCAGUUACUUCAACUUCACUCUGCCACUCUGCAGAAGAUAAAGAAGGAAGCGGAGCAGCUGUAUGCAUCUGAUCAAAAAGCUCUCCUGUCUAGAGUCAUGGAGGAAGACCAAAAGCUUCUGAAGUCUUUGGUACCAAGAGUCAGAGGCCUCACCCAAUGCUGUGCACAGGGCCUUUCCUAUGGGGACCAAGUCAAAACUGCCAUCUCUUACUGGUGGGAUAGACCAGCCCAGCACGUCCUUCCUGAAGUCACUAAAGGAGGACUGACUUUUCAGCAGUGGUUACAAAGGUGGAAAUUAGCUGCAAAAUCCUCAUAGUGGAUGCCUCACAGUUUAAUAGUAUGGCAGAUACCUUUCAGCACCUUUCAAGGUAGAAUUAUCACAAUGUUGCAGAUAUGCAAUGCACAAACGGUGUUUUUCAUUGUUAUAAUUACUCCAUGUGUAAAUCAGUCACUAAUAAAACCUUUUAAAACGAAA